CCCAUGGCAGGCAGGGCCGGCAGAGGCUGAUUUACAAGGCAGAUGGGCCUCUGGCUGGAGCCCUCAGCCCCACACCCAGCCACUGCUUCCCCGUGGGCUAUAAGAGCACCCAGACUUCCUGGCCGUCUGGGGCGGGUGCCAUGUGAGACCAGCUUGGCUCCCCCUCCUGCCCGCCCUCCUUCCUUCCCUCCUCCUGCCUGCUCGCGUAUGCCCAGCCUCUCUGAAGAGGAACCACUUGACACCAUGUCUCUGCUCAACCCUGUCCUGCUGCCCCCCGAGGUGAAGGCCUAUCUGAUCCAAGGGGAGCGCUUCAUCAAAUGGGACGACGAUACUACAGUUGCCUCCCCGGUUAUACUCCGCGUGGAUCACAAGGGCUAUUACUUGUACUGGACAUACCAGAGUAAGGAGAUGGAGUUUCUGGAUAUCACCAACAUCCGGGAUACCCGCUUUGGAAAGUUUGCCAAGAUACCCAAGAGCCAGAAGCUCCGGGAAGUCUUCAACAUGGACUUUCCUGACAACAACUUCCUGCUGAAGACACUCACUGUGGUGUCUGGCCCCGACAUGGUGGACCUGACCUUCCAUAACUUCGUCUCCUACAAGGAGAGUGUAGGCAAGGUAUGGGCUGAGGAUGUGCUGGCCCUGGUCAAGCACCCGAUGACAACCAAUGCCCCCCGCAGCACCUUCCUUGACAAGAUCCUGGUGAAGCUCAAGAUGCAGCUCAGCCCUGAAGGGAAGAUUCCUGUGAAGAAUUUUUUCCAGAUGUUUCCUGCUGACCGGAAGCGGGUGGAAGCUGCCCUCAGUGCCUGCCACCUCCCCAAAGGCAAGAAUGAUGCCAUCAACCCUGAGGACUUCCCAGAAUCUGUCUACAAGAGCUUCCUGAUGAACCUCUGUCCUCGGCCAGAAAUAGAUGAGAUCUUCACUUCCUACCACGCCAAGGCCAAACCCUACAUGACCAAGGAGCACCUGACCAAGUUCAUCAACCAGAAACAGCGGGACCCACGACUUAACUCCCUAUUGUUCCCACCCGCUCGGCCAGACCAGGUGCAGGGCCUCAUCGACAAGUACGAGCCCAGAGGCAUCAACGUGCAGAGGGGCCAGCUGUCACCGGAGGGCAUGGUCUGGUUUCUCUGUGGGCCAGAGAACAGCGUGGUGGCCCAAGACAAGCUGCUGCUCCACCACGACAUGACACAGCCACUCAAUCAUUACUUCAUCAACUCGUCACACAACACCUACCUGACAGGUGGCCAGUUCUCAGGCCUUUCCUCGGCCGAGAUGUACCGCCAAGUGCUGCUGUCUGGCUGCCGCUGUGUGGAGCUGGACUGCUGGAAGGGGAAGCCCCCGGAUGAGGAGCCCAUCAUCACUCAUGGUUUCACCAUGACCACAGACAUCUUCCUCAAGGAAGCAAUUGAAGCUAUUGCAGAAAGUGCCUUUAAGACCUCCCCUUAUCCUGUCAUCCUGUCCUUUGAAAACCACGUGGACUCACCCCGCCAACAGGCUAAGAUGGCUGAGUACUGCCGGACCAUGUUUGGGGAUAUGCUGCUUACAGAGCCCCUGGAAAAGUUCCCCCUGGAACCCGGCGUCUCCCUGCCCAGCCCCCAGGACCUCCGGGGCAAGAUCCUCAUCAAGAACAAGAAGAACCAGUUUUCUGGCUCAGCGGCCCCCAGCAAGGAGCCCGGUGGGGAGGCUGAGGGGGGCAGUUGCCCACCCAGUGCCCCUGUGGACGAGGAAACAGAGAGGGCUGGUGAGGAGGGGGCUAAGCUGGAGGAAGAGGAGGAGGAGGAAGAGGAAGAGGAAUCAGGGAGCCUGGAUGAAGAAAGAAUGAAGAAGAUGCAGUCGGAUGAGGGCACAGCCGGCCUGGAGGUGACAGCCUAUGAGGAGAUGUCUGGCCUGGUCAAUUACAUCCAACCCACCAAGUUCGUUUCCUUUGAGCUCUCUGCCCAGAAGAACCGCAGCUACGUCAUCUCCUCCUUCACUGAGCUCAAGGCUUAUGACCUGCUCUCCAAAGCCUCGGUGCAGUUUGUGGACUACAACAAACGCCAGAUGAGCCGCAUCUACCCCAAGGGCACCCGCGUGGACUCCUCCAACUACAUGCCCCAGAUGUUCUGGAACGCUGGCUGCCAGAUGGUUGCCCUCAACUUCCAGACCAUGGACCUGCCCAUGCAGCAGAACAUGGCCCUGUUUGAGUUCAACGGGCAGAGCGGCUACCUCCUCAAGCACGAGUCCAUGCGCCGGCCGGACAAGCAGUUCAACCCCUUCUCGGUGGACCGCAUCGACGUGGUGGUCGCCACCACGCUUUCCAUUACGGUGAUCUCGGGGCAGUUCCUCUCUGAACGCAGCGUGCGCACCUACGUGGAAGUGGAGCUGUUUGGCCUUCCCGGAGAUCCUAAGAGGCGCUAUCGCACCAAGCUGUCACCCAGUACCAACUCCAUCAAUCCUGUCUGGAAGGAGGAGCCCUUUGUCUUUGAGAAGAUCAUGAUGCCAGAGCUGGCUUCCCUCAGGGUGGCCGUGAUGGAGGAAGGCAGCAAGUUUCUCGGACACCGCAUUAUCCCCAUAAACGCCCUGAACUCUGGAUACCACCAUCUGUGCUUGCACAAUGAGAGUAACAUGCCCCUCACCAUGCCUGCACUCUUUGUCUUCCUGGAGAUGAAGGACUACGUACCUGACACCUGGGCAGAUCUCACCGUGGCCCUUGCCAACCCCAUCAAGUUCUUCAGCGCCCAUGAUAAGAAGUCUGUGAAGCUCAAGGAGGCCAUGGGAGGUCUGCCGGAGAAGCCCUUCCCAUCCAAGAGUCCUGCUGCGGGACAGGUCAAUGGGGCAUCGUCCUUAAGGAGCAACGGGUCAGCAGCUGCGGGGACCAGGGCCAGAGAGGAGUCCACGAAAGAACUCGCGGAGCCGCAGACCGCCAGCCCGGAGGAGCUGCGGGAGCUCAAAGGCAUUGUGAAGCUGCAGCUGCGGCAGGAGAGGGAGCUGCGGGAGCUGGAGCGGCGCGGCGCGCGGCGCUGGGAGGAGGUGCUGCAACGGGGCGCCGCUCAGCUGGGAGAGCUCUGGCCGCCCGGCGGCGGCGGCGGGGGCGGCUGCCGAGGCCGCAAGGUCGGCCCGGGCAAGGGUUCCCGCAGGAAGAGCCUCCGCAGAGUCCUGCCCUGCGAGGAGUCCCUCGUGGCCGUGCCCGGCGAGUGUCCCGAGGGAGCGGACGCGCGGGUGCGGGAGCUGAAGGAGAGGCUGGAGCUGGAGCUGCUGCAGCAGGGCGAGGAGCUGUACCAGUGCAUCCUGAAACGCAAGGAGCAGCACGUGGCUGAGCAAAUCACCAAGAUGAUGGAGCUCGCCCGAGAGAAACAGGUGGCAGAGAUGAAGGCCCUCAAGGAGACCUCUGAGAAUGACACCAAAGAGAUGAAGAAAAAGCUGGAGGCCAAGAGGCUGGAGCGCAUCCAGGCCAUGAUCAAGGUCACCCCAGACAAGAUGGCCCAGGAGAGGUUGAAGAGGGAGAUUAACAGCUCCCACAUCCAGGAAGUGGUGCAGGUCAUCAAGCAGAUGACAGAGACCCUGGAGAGGCACCAGGAAAAGCUGGAAGAGAAGCAGGCAGCCUGCCUGGAACAGAUCCGGGGGAUGGAAAAGCAGUUCCAGCAGGAGGUGCUGGCAGCAUACGAGAGCAAGAUGAAGGGCCUGGAGGCCGAGGUGAAGGAGUCGGUGAGGACCUGCCUCAGGGCUGGCUUCCCCUCCCAGGAAGACGAAAGAUCUGAAAGGCCGUGUGAGGCCUCCAGGGUGCUGUGUGAGGAGGACCCACCAGCAGCAGCUGCGGACACCCAGAAGAGCCACCUCUGAUGCCACCAUCCCACUGAGACAUUCAGCAAGGACAUUUGGAUCCUUCUCUGGGAUGUGGCUCCAUCGCUCCAACAGGAAAGGCUCCCAGCACUCUGGGGCUGCAGGAAGAUGGGGCACUUUUGGACUCGAGAGCCCCCUCCUCAAUGGCCUAGCUAGAAAAAGAGGCAGGAACCAGGCACCCAUUGGGGCCUCAAGUUCCUCCCCAAAUGGACUUUCUGCUCCCCAGCCCUCUUCCCCAUCUCUAAACAAGUGUCAUGUAUUUGUUGAGGGCAAAAGAACAUGAACUGGGAGGCAGGAAAUGGGGUUCCUGGCCCCAUUGUGCCUUUCCCAGUGGUGCAAUUAGUGGUGUCCCACUCUGGUCUGGUUCCCCACCUGAGGGCUGGACCUGGCCUCUUAGCACCCUCUAGCUCUCCACUUUAGCACUUGUGGUUCAAGCAGGACCAAAUCCCUAACCCCCUUGCUGCACUGGGGGUGGCUCAUCGAAGCUUCUAGGCCCCAUCUCAGGCCUGCCCUGAGUUGGCCUUUUGGUCAACUUCCUGAGGCAGGGCCUGUCACUACCUCCGAGCUCCCUGGGGGCUGGUGGCUCCCAGGAUCCCAGGCUGAGGUCCCUCACUUGCCUCCUGCCAGUGGGGCACUGACCGAAGGCUGACAUGGAAAAGCUGCCUCAGCUGUCUGGCCCUUAGGCCUCUGAGAACUGUGGGACUGAGGCCGAUGGUGGGAGAGUAGGAUGGCCUCACAGGCACUGCCCGACACUGAGCCUGGCUCACCCAUUCUCCUAGGCCUGGGGGGCACUCCCUAGCAUGUACCCCCACUCAGGCUGCCUGACAAAGUCCGGGUAGUUUUCUCUUCUGAAUAUGUGAGAUUUAUUUAUUUUUCUCUUUCCUAUUUCUAGUAAAGAACGUUGUCCCAAUA
Molecule: messenger RNA, 4731 nt
Organism: Choloepus didactylus (southern two-toed sloth)
Lineage: Eukaryota; Metazoa; Chordata; Mammalia; Pilosa; Megalonychidae
Gene: PLCB2
Product: phospholipase C beta 2
Exons: 32
Coding region: 43-3819 (1258 amino acids)
Biological process (GO): lipid catabolic process; phosphatidylinositol-mediated signaling
Molecular function (GO): calcium ion binding; phosphatidylinositol-4,5-bisphosphate phospholipase C activity
Source: RefSeq, a predicted model, not a curated record